Messenger RNA from Saccostrea cuccullata (small rock oyster), 1310 nucleotides. RefSeq lists its product as uncharacterized. The transcript is spliced from 8 exons. Lineage: Eukaryota; Metazoa; Mollusca; Bivalvia; Ostreida; Ostreidae. The record is from RefSeq and is a predicted model, not a curated record. The coding region runs from base 86 to 1075 and encodes 329 amino acids.
AAUUGAAAACCUUGAAAGUUCAACAAAUACAACAAAGCGCAAAUUUCAGAAAUCACAAGAUGAUUUCAAGAAACAUAAAGAUGAAAUGCAAGAGAAAGUCGAGCGCUUGGAAAGAACUCUCCUGGCAACAAAUCGCAGUUUGAAAAAAUUCAAAAAGAAAUCAAAAGAUGAUUUGCAGAAACAUAGAGAAGAAAUGCAAGAAGUGAUGAAAAAACUGUUGUCCAACGAAAAAGAGAAAAAAGACCCCAUUUUGCUGGUGACAAUACUUCCGUCCAUCUUGCAGACUUCUCACAUUUCUGUACCUGGUAUUGAGAAUAUCUGCAAAAUUUCGCUAGCUUCACCAGACAAACUCUGGGUGAGUGAUGGAGAAGAAGAGCUUUUACAAGUGGAUUUCAAGGGACACCUUCGACAACGUUCUGUCAUUCAAUAUAGUAUCAGUCACACCAUAACAGGAAAUGGAAACCUUUUGUUUACUUGUGGAGAAAAUGUCAAGAAGUUUAAGUCGGAUGGAACUAUCACAACGCUUAUAACAUCAACAGAGAAUGUGGAAUGUAUACACUCCUCCCGCAUCAAUGGCGACAUACUGGUAGGGAUAUAUUGCACAAUACCACACACAGAAACAAGUAUAGGUAAAGUGAUUCGCUACGACAAGAAGGGGAAAAAGCUGCUGGACAUUGAACAGGACAAUAACGGACAACAAUUGUUUCAAGUGCCAUAUGACAUUACGGAGAACAAAAAUGGGGACAUUUGGACUUCUGACAAAUGUAUGGCAGUGGUGGUGGAUAAAUCAGGAGACCAUCGAUUUAACUACACAGGUCUGCCUUCUCAGUCUAGCUUCCGUCCUCAACGUAUCUGCACUGACGUACUAGGAUACGUUUUAGUGUGUGAUAAUUUCUCCUCCAGUAUUCAUCUGCUAAGUAAGGAAGGAAGGUUACUGUCAAUACUUCUGCCAAAACAAUAUAACAUGCGUCCUCCCUUUGCUCUCUGUGUUGACGAUAAACACAACCUCUAUCUAGGAGAGUAUGAAAGUAACAUAAUUACAGUGUUCAAGUAUCUUGAGGUCACAGAACAAUGAAAACUUUUUCAAACAUUUUACAUAAGUCAUUUCAAAAAUAUUUUAGCUUAUUACAUGCUUCUGUAGUUUAUUUAUCUCGUUUGAUUCGAUACGCAAAAACAUGCUCUACGUAUAACAAUUACUAAAUGAUGUACAUUUUUGACAAACAAGUAGAUGAAACAAGAAUAUCAUCAGCUAGUCUUGUGACUUUGUCAACAAAUACAUAUUGUCAUUAAGUAAAAUAUGGAAUGACGUU